This is a messenger RNA of Ipomoea triloba (trilobed morning glory), 723 nucleotides long. RefSeq lists its product as uncharacterized. The record is from RefSeq and is a predicted model, not a curated record. Bases 1 to 723 code for a protein of 240 amino acids. NCBI's taxonomy places the organism in Eukaryota, Viridiplantae, Streptophyta, Magnoliopsida, Solanales, Convolvulaceae. The transcript has a single exon. Gene Ontology annotation, molecular function: catalytic activity.
AUGAAUAUUCUAAGUUGGAACGUCAGAGGUCUGCUUUCCUCACGGCGCAGACUCUCUCGCCUUCUUAGCCGUGAGCAUGUUCAUUUUCUCUCUGUUAUUGAACCUUUCAUUGCUGCUGGGCGUUUGGAUAACUUUGUUCGUGAGUUCAAAUUUGCUGAUGGUUUCGCCUCUCUGGAAACAAAAAUUUGGCUUCUUUGGUCGGACUCCUUUGAAGUAGAUGUUGUGAUUGACAGUGAUCAAUUUAUUUUUUGUCAUGUGUGUUUCAUUCCCUGGAAUUUUAGCUUUGAUUUCAUAGCUGUCUAUGCGAAACACUCUAGAGCAGAGCGAGCUCAACUCUGGUUGCGGCUAAAUGCAUUAAUUGACGACACCAGACCUGUUCUGCUGGGUGGGGAUUUUAACGUAAUCUCUAGCAUCACUGAGUAUAGAGGGAAUGCUUUACCUGAGAUUGGAGGCAUCUCAGACUUCUCUACCUUCAUCAACAAUAACUCCUUAAUUGAUAUGGAUACUAUGGGAGGCCAAUACACCUGGCAUGGAGUUCGGAACACAGGGGCUGUUUGGAAAAAAUUGGAUCGCUUCUUAAUGAGCCCAACUUUUAGAGACUAUUUCUCGGAGAUCAGGAUUCAUGUUCUUGCCCGCACCACAUCAGAUCACUCACCAAUGCNGAUUUCACAUGUUUAUUUUCAUUGGUCUUUCUUUUAUGUAUUCUUUUUGUUGUCUCUUUAA